AUGGAAUUAUCAAGCAUUCUUCCAGCUCCAAUCCAACCCGUUUGGGACCGAGACGAUGAGCGAAGAAGAAAAGCAGCUUCCCAUCCCUCAAAUAUAUUAGUAAGUGCUCAAAGUAUUGCUCCUCCUUAUGGACAACGCAGAGGCUGGGUUCCAAGAAAUGUUACAGAUUACGGAGAUGGAGGCGCUUUUCCAGAAAUACACGUCGCCCAAUAUCCUUUGGAAAUGGGAAGAAAAAAGGAUUCAACUUCCAACGCCUUAGCUGUACAGUUAGGGUCCGAUGGCAAAGUUAAGUACGAUGCAAUUGCCAAACAAGGACAUGGUAAAGAUAAGAUUGUAUACUCGAAACUCUCUGAUUUGUUACCAGUAGAAGUGGUAGAUGAAAAGGACCCUAGCUUAGAGAAACCAGCACAGGAAGAAAUAGAUGAUCUAACUGAAAGAACUAGACAAGCUUUAAUGAGAAUAACGAACUCGAAAAUUGCAGCCGCUAUGCCAGUUAGGGCUGCUGAAAAGUUAGCACCAGCUGAGUUUAUUAGGUAUACUCCUUCACAACAAGGUGCUGCCUUCAAUUCUGGUGCUAAGCAAAGGGUUAUUAGACUGGUGGAGGCUCAGGUUGAUCCAAUGGAACCUCCUAGAUUUAAAAUUAAUAAAAAGAUUCCAAGGGGGCCUCCUUCCCCACCUGCCCCUGUUCUUCAUAGUCCUACCAGGAGGGUAACUGUUAAGGAACAGAAGGAGUGGAAGAUUCCUCCUUGUAUAUCCAAUUGGAAGAAUGCAAAAGGUUACACUGUACCAUUGGACAAGAGAUUAGCAGCUGAUGGCAGAGGUUUACAGCAACUUCACAUCAACGAAAAUUUCGCAAAAUUAGCUGAAGCUCUUUACAUCGCCGAUAGAAAAGCUAGAGAAGCAGUCGAGACCAGGGCUCAACUAGAAAAGAAACUGGCACAGAAAGAAAAGGAAGCCAAAGAAGAGCAUUUGAGGGCGCUUGCUCAGAGAGCUCGAGAAGAGAGAGCCGGUAUUAAGACAGCUAAUAAUCAUCAUUCAAAAGGCGCAGACGAUGAAGAACACGAACGUGAUUUGUUACGUCAAGAUCGUCACAAGGAACGCGCCAGAGACCGCAACUUGGCUCGUGCGGCCCCCGACAAGCGCAGCAAACUGCAGAGGGAACGCGAAAGAGAUAUUUCCGAACAAAUAGCCUUGGGAAUGCCUGCUAGAGGAGUAUCUUCCAGUGAAACUCAGUUUGAUCAAAGGCUGUUUGGUCAGGCGCAAGGUUUGGGUCAAGGUUAUGCAGACGAUGAAGCAUAUAAUGUCUAUGAUAAGCCUUGGAGGGAUGGUGGAUCGAUGGCCAACCAUAUUUAUAGGCCAAGCAAGAAUAUCGAUAAAGAUAUGUAUGGGGGAGAGGAUAUAGAAAAAGCGAUCAGAACUAACAGGUUUGUGCCCGACAAAGAAUUCGGGGGCACGGAUAGAUCGAGUAGCGGCCGUGCAGGUCCAGUGCAAUUUGAAAAAGAAGAGGAUCCUUUCGGCUUGGAUCAGUUCUUGUCGCAAGCUAAGAGAGCCAGUAAACGAAAAGAACCUGAAAAGAGAGAUGACAGAGACAAGAGAAAGAGGAGGGAUUAA
Molecule: messenger RNA, 1611 nt
Organism: Psylliodes chrysocephalus
Lineage: Eukaryota; Metazoa; Arthropoda; Insecta; Coleoptera; Chrysomelidae
Source: the annotation of a GenBank genome assembly